Molecule: messenger RNA, 210 nt
Organism: Penicillium waksmanii
Lineage: Eukaryota; Fungi; Ascomycota; Eurotiomycetes; Eurotiales; Aspergillaceae
Exons: 1
Coding region: 1-210 (69 amino acids)
Source: RefSeq, a predicted model, not a curated record
AUGAAUUCGGGUCCUGUCACCGAUUCGGGUCCUCUUGUUGAUUCAGGUCUUAUCAGUGAUUCAAGUCCUGCCACUGAUUCGGGUCCCCUCGCUGAUUCGGGCACUGGGGACCAGCGCAUUAUCCCGAGACAGAACGCAAUGACCAUGUCCCGCAUUCCCCAUUCCUAUUUCUCCGUGAGCGAGAUCAUCCUGAAGGAAUUCUCUUCUUAG